Malurus melanocephalus (red-backed fairy wren) is the source of this 1757-nucleotide messenger RNA. Its product is annotated as E3 ubiquitin-protein ligase RNF113A-like. Gene Ontology annotation, molecular function: metal ion binding. Bases 18 to 998 code for a protein of 326 amino acids. The record is from RefSeq and is a predicted model, not a curated record. The transcript is spliced from 10 exons. Gene Ontology annotation, cellular component: U2-type spliceosomal complex. NCBI's taxonomy places the organism in Eukaryota, Metazoa, Chordata, Aves, Passeriformes, Maluridae. Gene Ontology annotation, biological process: snoRNA splicing.
AGCGGUAUCGGCGGCACAUGAUGGCGGAGGAGAGCAGCGUCUGCAGCUUUGUGUUCAAGAAGCGGGUCCGAGCCGCGGGCAGGGGACGGCGAAAACGGCCCGGCAGCGACCAGGAGCGGGAGAGCAGCGAGGAGGAGGGCAGCACUGUGGUGCGGAAGGAGCGGCGGCGGGAUGCUCCCAACCCCAUGAUUCAGAAGACCCGGCGCUGCACCAGGGAGAAACCGGAGUACGCGCCGAGCAGCAGYGAGGAUGAGGAUCCUGCCAAGGAGAUCGGAGUCACCUACAAAUCGACCAGGUCGGCGAAACCUGUUGGCCCAGAAGACAUGGGAGCCACAGCAGUGUAUGAACUGGACACGGAGAAGGAGAAAGAUGCCCAGGCCAUCUUUGAGCGCAGCCAGAAAAUCCAGGAGGAACUGAGAGGAAAGGAAGAUGAUAAAAUUUACCGUGGCAUUAACAACUACCAGAAGUACGUGAAGCCCAAGGACACAUCGAUGGGCAAUGCCUCUUCAGGAAUGGUCAGGAAAGGCCCCAUCCGUGCUCCGGAGCACCUGCGGGCCACGGUGCGCUGGGACUACCAGCCUGACAUCUGCAAGGACUACAAAGAGACGGGCUUCUGUGGCUUCGGGGACAGCUGCAAAUUCCUGCACGACCGCUCGGACUACAAACAUGGCUGGCAGAUCGAACGGGAGCUGGAUGAAGGUCGCUAUGGCGUCAACGAUGAUGAAAACUACGAGGUGAGCAGUGAUGAGGAGGACAUGCCUUUCAAAUGCUUCAUCUGCAGAGGUUCCUUCAAGAACCCUGUGGUCACCAAGUGUCGGCACUACUUCUGUGAGAGCUGUGCCCUCCAGCACUACCGCAAAUCCCAGCGCUGCUACGUCUGUGACAAGCAAACCAAYGGGGUCUUCAACCCUGCAAAAGAGCUCAUGGCAAAAUUGGAAAAACACAAAGGGGAAGAAGAAGAGGAGCAGCAGUCAGACCAUGGAGAGGAUCCACAGUAGCAGAGCACUAUUUUGUAUAUAAUUGAAUAAAGUUUUUGUAGGAGAAAAAAAGUUCACAGCUGUAGCCAGGGGUUGUGUAUCCARCCGGCAGCUACUGCAGUUACUGCUGAUUUAUUCUCUCCUGUUUUGGUUCCUGGAACUCAAGACAGGGACAAAACUUCAGUGGRCAACACACCUCUUGAAUCAGCCCCAGUAAGACUUCCUAACAAGGCAGGAAAUUAAGAUUUUACUAAUAGUAAGAUUAAAUCAGGAGCCAAACCUGAUCAUAGGGAGGAAGUAGAACUGGGCCUGCCCUUAACAAACACCCCUGCAACUGGGARAAUUUUACUGAAAUUUUCAGAAAAGAGCAAGCCCAGGUAUUUGCAACUUGUUGCUUUAGUUGAAGUAUGUUUGUGAAGCAUGAAGGCAGCUGCCAUAAACUGGUGAGCUGUAUGAAAAUAAGGAAGUAAAAGCAAGUGUGCACAUCCACCCUUUUUCACCCUCUGAUUCACUCCACCAUCCUGCAGAAACAGCAGACUUAAAAAACAACUUCAGAAAUAUUUUAUUUGUUUUGGAAAAAAACUAGAGUAACAAACUUUAUCUGGGCUCAAGUAUGGUUUAUARACACAAGAAGGACCUGUUGCCAGCACCACUACUCCCAUCAACUGCACCUACASAAGGAUUCUCAGUGCUUCAGUAAAGAGUAGACGACCUCCAGCACCCAUGGUCCUUGGAAAAAUCAAACUAAAAGCCUUAAAUACAUCUCCAAAAAAAACCAAA